Messenger RNA from Plasmopara halstedii, 2061 nucleotides. RefSeq names its product e1-like protein-activating enzyme gsa7p apg7p. The record is from RefSeq and is a predicted model, not a curated record. Gene Ontology annotation, biological process: cellular response to nitrogen starvation; piecemeal microautophagy of the nucleus; autophagy of mitochondrion. Gene Ontology annotation, cellular component: cytoplasm; phagophore assembly site. The coding region runs from base 1 to 2061 and encodes 686 amino acids. Lineage: Eukaryota; Oomycota; Peronosporomycetes; Peronosporales; Peronosporaceae. The transcript is spliced from 5 exons. Gene Ontology annotation, molecular function: Atg12 activating enzyme activity; Atg8 activating enzyme activity.
AUGACUACGAGCUGGCAAGUGCUGAAGUAUCAGCCUUGGACUAGUGCACCCGAUAUUUCCUUCUGGCAGACUCUUGCAUCGCAUAAACUCAAUCACUUCCAGCUAGAUGAUAAAGCACAGAACAUUAUAGGAUAUUUCACUCCAGGCAGAUCCAUCACUGUCCCGGGGCGUUUUACUAUUGAUGCAAGUGCAUUUUGGAACACAGAAGGGAGCAGAGAUAUCGAUCGUGCUCGGUACGAGUGGCAAGCACCGGGAGUGUUGUAUAAUACAAACACAUUAGAAAAUUUCAAAACCCUAGACAAGACUAAAUUACUCCAAGAGGCUGGAGACAAGAUCUUAGAUCUCGUGCUCGAUAGUGAGCGUGAUGACAUUUCAACUGAUCAUCUAAACAGCUUUGUACUCAUCACUUUUGCCGAUCUUAAGAAACACUCUUUUCUGUACUGGUUUGGGUUUCCAGCUUUAUUACCAUUCACUUCAUUCCAGUAUCGAUCUCCACCUGUGUCUGCAUCGUCCGUCUUGUCAUCCAAAGAGCAAGUUGAGACAUUGCGAGAGUUAAUACAGCUGCGGCAAGUUAAUGAGGAAACUGGCGUUGUCGAAAGCACUUUUCCACCCUUUUUCAUCGUCGAGCGUCUGUUUGACAGCAUAACAAAUGAAAUAAAUGUACGAGUCGUCGAUAUCAAGACAUGGAGAGCAAACAAUCAUACUCGUGAAAGCGUAGCAGAAACGUUCUUUGGCUUUGUCGAUCCGUGUCCUUUGCCAACAAAUCCUGGUUGGCCUCUUCGUAAUUUUCUGGCAUUUCUCACGUCGCUGUCUGUCGAUAAAGUGGACCAUUCUCGCCCUCUAAGGAUUAUUUCGUUUCGAGAACAUGUGCAUCAGUUCAGUGACGUACCAGACGAUUUCGAAUGGAAGAAUUCGAUCGUUUUCGAGGUUCAAAGUGAACCAUUCAUGGCAAAUGGUCGAUCUCGUCAAGAUGUGCGGGUAACGGGUUGGGAAGCCAAUGUUCGUGGAAAAAUGGGACCCCGAUUGAUGGAACUGAGCAGCAGUUUGGAUCCUAUUCGCUUGGCUGAAACGUCUGUGGAUCUGAACUUGAAACUCAUGCGAUGGCGUCAAUUGCCAACGCUAGACUUGGAGUCAUUAGCUCAAACCAAGUGCCUCUUAUUAGGUGCAGGCACUCUUGGUUGCUACACUGCUCGUAGUUUAUUAUCUUGGGGCUUUCGUUACGUCACUUUGGUUGAUAACUCGACCGUCAGUCACUCAAAUCCUGUUCGUCAGCCAUUGUUUGAGUUUCAGGACGUUGGUAAACCAAAAGCCGAAUGUGCUGCGAACGCUUUGAAAAGGAUCUUUCCACUAAUUCAUUCUCAAGCUGUGAACUUGACUAUUCCCAUGGCAGGUCACGCACUGAGUAGCUCUCAGUUAUUACAGGAAGCCACAGCAAGUCUCGAGGUUUUGGAACAGUUAAUUCAGUCACACGAUGUAGUUUUUCUCGGAACGGAUUCUCGGGAAAGUCGUUGGCUUCCGACAGUCAUCGCAGCUGCAAAGAAGAAACUGCUGUUGAAUGCUGCACUUGGAUUUGACAGCUAUUUGGUCUUACGUCAUGGUGUUCACAAAGAGGAAGAAGACGAUACAUCGCUUGGAUGCUACUUUUGCAACGAUAUUGUGAGUCCUCGAGACUCGAUAAAAGAUCGUACACUAGACCAGAUGUGUACUGUAACUCGACCAGGUCUUGCUCCGAUUGCAGCUGCUACAGCUGUUGAACUUCUCGUAGCAGUCUUGCACUCACCGGACGGAAAGUUCGUGAGUGCUGACAAGCCAAAAGAUGGAUCAGCUCCAAUGGCGUAUAUCCCGCACCAACUUCGUGGCUUUCUCAAUGCAUUUCAAACGAUGGUGAUUACGGGCGAAGCGUUUGAUAAAUGCAUUGCAUGUAGUUCAAAGGUUUUGGAUGCAUACCGUACUGAUGCAGUAGAGUUGCUUAAAAACGCGUGCGAUUCGACAACAUAUCUGGAGGAACUCACGGGGUUAAAUAAGUUGACGGAAGAAGCAGAUUCUUUGUAUACGUGCUAA